AUUACUUGCACAAACUUCAAAAGAACAAAAAAGCAAAAACAAUAAGAACAAAAAAAAAAGAAAAUGAGGUCAGGUCUAGCCGAAACGAUACAGAGAAGCAUGGCCAAUAUUACUGUUCCUAACACUCAACUCAAUACAAACAGCAAAGCGAUCCCGCUUCUUGGCUUUGGAACAGCCGAGUACCCAUUUGGGUCCUCCGACAACGUGAGGGAAUGCCUCCUCGAUGCGAUCCGAUUGGGUUACCGACACUUCGACUCGGCUGUGCUUUACCAGUCCGAGCAGCCUCUUGGAGAAGCCGUGGCUGAAGCUCUUGAGCUCGGCCUUGUAAACUCACGUGAGGAGCUUUUCAUCACCACAAAGCUCUGGUGCAGCGACGCGCAUGGUGACCGCGUCGUCCCUGCGCUCCAGACAUCCCUCAAGAAUCUUGGACUCGAGUACGUGGACCUGUAUUUGGUGCAUUGGCCGGUGUGCGUGAAGGCAGGUGAGUAUGAGCUUCCGGUGAAAAAGGAGGAUCUGCUUCCGUUUGAUUACGAGGGUGUGUGGAAGGCCAUGGAAGAGUGUCAGCAGCUCGGCUUGGCCAAAAGCAUAGGAGUGAGCAAUUUCUCAUGCAAAAAGCUUGAGAAGUUACUCAGCAUCUCCGAGAUUCCUCCUGCUGUCAACCAAGUGGAAGUGAACCCUCUGUGGCAGCAACAAAAGCUAAGGCAAUUCUGCAACGAAAAGGGAAUACACAUCACUGCCUACUCUCCGUUAGGCGCUAAAGGAACCCUUUGGGGUUCCGAUAGAGUGAUGGAAUCCGAGGUGCUGCAAGAGAUUGCCAAAGCCAAAGGGAAGACACUCGCUCAGGUUUGUCUUAGGUGGGCAUAUGAACAAGGAGUCAGCGUGCUAGCGAAGAGCUUCAAUACAGAGAGGAUGAAAGAAAACCGUGACAUAUUUGACUGGAGCUUGAGCCGUGAUGAAUUGAAUAAAAUAAGUCAGAUUCCGCAGAAGAAAGGAUUCCCUGGAGUUGAAUUUGUCUCCCCAGAUGGACCUUACAAGUCUACCGAAGAGCUUUGGGAUGGGGAGAUUUAAUUAAGAAGCAUUAGUUGCUUCGAUUAGUUCUUUCAACUUUGAGACUUAUCCAGUGAAUUAUUCCAUGUGUGUUGAACCUUUAUACCAAAUGAAUGCUAGUCCCUUUUGUAUUAGAACAGUGUAAAUCUAUUCAUCCGCUCUUCAACAACAGAAUAGAAAGGUGUUUCAAAGUGUA
Molecule: messenger RNA, 1243 nt
Organism: Eucalyptus grandis
Lineage: Eukaryota; Viridiplantae; Streptophyta; Magnoliopsida; Myrtales; Myrtaceae
Product: non-functional NADPH-dependent codeinone reductase 2
Exons: 4
Coding region: 64-1068 (334 amino acids)
Cellular component (GO): cytosol
Molecular function (GO): aldose reductase (NADPH) activity
Source: RefSeq, a predicted model, not a curated record